UCCAGUGUGUCAAGUUGGAGACUUAAAAAACUGUAGGUUUCAAGGUGACACCUCUCAGGCAGAGCCUAUGGAUACCACAGGAAAUAUGACCACAUUGGCUGGCAGCAACUUGACAUGCCCUUUGACCAUUGACGACUUCCGAAAUAAAGUGUACUCCACGUUGUACUCCAUGAUUGCGAUUCUGGGCUUUGUUGGAAAUGGCUUUGUACUGUGUGUCCUCAUAAAAACGUAUCGGCAGAAGACAGCCUUCCAGAUCUACAUGCUGAAUCUUGCAGUGUCAGAUCUCCUUUGUGUAUGCACCCUGCCUCUUCGAGUAGUGUAUUAUGUUCACAGAGGCAACUGGUUCUUUGGUGACUUCUUAUGCAGAGUUAGUUCCUAUGCAUUCUACGUCAACCUGUACUGUAGCAUUUUAUUCAUGACAGCCAUGAGCUUCUCUCGCUGCAUAGCCAUCGUUUUCCCCGUCCAGAAUCUCAAUUUGGUAACUGAGAAAAAGUCCAGACUGGCAUGUCUGAGCAUUUGGAUUUUUGUCACACUGACAAGUUCUCCAUUUUUACUGAGUGGAUCUUACCAAGAAGGUAACAAGACAAAGUGCUUUGAACCUCCAAAAAGCAGUCAGAUGACCAGUCUGCUGGUCCUACAUUAUAUUGCGCUGUUUGUAGGCUUCAUUAUCCCCUUUGGUGUCAUAACUAUCUGUUAUGCCAUGAUCAUAAAGACCUUACUGAAGAAUUCACUGAAGAAGAAUCAGUCUACUCGUAAAAAGGCCAUCUGGAUGAUAAUCAUUGUAACAGCUGCCUUCCUGGUCAGCUUCACACCUUACCAUAUUCAGCGCACAAUCCACCUUCACUUCCUGAAGAGGAAAGACUCCAGCUGUGAAGACAUCCUUUUCAUGCAGAAAUUAGUAGUGAUAACCUUAUCCUUGGCAGCGUCCAACUGCUGCUUUGACCCGCUCCUGUAUUUCUUUUCAGGGGGCAACUUUCGGAGGAGACUUUCCACAUUUAGAAAGGCUUCCUCCUCCAGUGUGAUACUGGGACCCAGGAAAAAGUUAUCAUUAAAGGAGAAAGACGACGAGCCGUUUCAAGAAAGCCAUAAAUAA
Mauremys mutica (yellowpond turtle) is the source of this 1093-nucleotide messenger RNA. It is a transcript of the gene CYSLTR1, whose product is annotated as cysteinyl leukotriene receptor 1. The transcript is spliced from 2 exons. The record is from RefSeq and is a predicted model, not a curated record. The coding region runs from base 68 to 1093 and encodes 341 amino acids. Lineage: Eukaryota; Metazoa; Chordata; Testudines; Geoemydidae. Gene Ontology annotation, cellular component: plasma membrane. Gene Ontology annotation, biological process: G protein-coupled receptor signaling pathway. Gene Ontology annotation, molecular function: leukotriene receptor activity.